AUGACUAUUACUUUAGACGACGUCGCGACUCUCCUUCACAUAUCACCCCAUGGUGCAACAUGGGAGGAAUCUCUAGCUGAGAUUAAUGUUAAUAAAUGUGCCCAAUAUAGAUUGCAAUGGUUGUGUGAUUUAUAUAGUCGUAUCAUUCAAAUUAACCAGUUUGAGUGUGCGGCUAGAACGUAUCUAUUGCAUUUAGUUGGCAGCACAAUUUUCGCCGAUAAAACACAUACGCGUGUGGAGGCGAAAUACAUCAGUUUAUUUAUUGAUUUAGAUCGUUGUCGAUACUAUUCGUGGGCUGCCGCGGCAUUGGUUUUCCUUUAUGACAACAUGGGAGAUGGGGCUGUCCACGACACUCGACAGUUGGGAGGUUACAUGACCCUUUUACAGUGUUGGAUUUACGAACACUUCCCUAGGAUCUAUAAGCGGGGCGAUAGAGGUGCGGUUCCUGCACAUCUUCCAAGAGCAUUGUUUACACCAUAUGAUGAUGAUCGAGCUAAUCAUUCGUGUGAAGAUAUUUCGAUGUUCUCUGGUUAUCUUCGAUGUGGUGGAGUCUCAGUCCCAUAUUUGUCGGAGCGAUGUCUUCGACAAUUUGGUCGUAUGCAGUGCAUCCCGCCUGAUGUUCCUCUCAGGCCCAACAGUAUAGAUUGGGUGUGGCAGACUACUAUGCAGUCAUCUGUAUCGGCGUUUCGAAGGCUAUAUCAUGUUGCGAGUUUUCCUGGAGAGGUCACUGAGGACUAUUAUCCAUGGUACAUGUCUGUGUCACAUCCUCUGAUCAUUCAUCGGUCUACUGCACAUGCGGGUACAUCCUCUGACCAUCCAUCAUUUGUUGCACAUGUGGGUCCAUCAUCUGCUGCACAUGCUGGUCCAUCAUCUUUUGACCGAGAACGUAGAGCAAUUGAGCUUGUACGUAAAGCCAUUAAUUUGGUAGAGCCGUUUAGUGAAAUUCGUGAGAUUUUAAGUGAGUUAAGUCUUUUGUACAAUAAUUAG
This is a messenger RNA of Cicer arietinum (chickpea), 987 nucleotides long. The record is from RefSeq and is a predicted model, not a curated record. NCBI's taxonomy places the organism in Eukaryota, Viridiplantae, Streptophyta, Magnoliopsida, Fabales, Fabaceae.